UAGUUGAUAUUUUGAUCCAACUUUCCGUACAAAAAUCAAAGCGGUAAUAAUAUCAAGCAAUCAUUAAGCAGACACCCAAAAGAAAAUAUCUCCCAUUGCCAAUAAAACGCUAGCCAUCUGUUGAAAAGAAGUAAGAGGUAAACAGGGUUUGGAAGUAAAGAGAAGAAAAAAUGGAGUGCUGUGGGAGGCCUAACAGGAGUGAUGUGCAUUUAUCAGUGGAAGAAGAGGCCAAAUUGGAGGAGAGAACGAGGGAAUACUUUGACGAAAAAGCACCUAAACGUCACACUAAGCCUCAACGAAGCGAGUAUUAUUCCAAGUACGAUGAUGCUCUCGCCGACGGUAACAACAACGACUCCACUAUACCAGAAUACGUUGAGUUCCAACGUCUGGAAAAUGAUCCCGAGAAAAUAGUUUACAAUGGAAAUGAAAUGAGAGAGGAAUAUGUGGAGACUGAGUAUUAUAAGGAUCUCAAUUGCGUUGACAAGCAGCACCACACGACAGGAACAGGGUUCAUCAAGGUGGAGAACGCCAAUGGAAGAAGCUUCAGCCUGGAACCAGAUUCAGAUACCAGCUGCCAUGCCUCCUGCAAGGGAAAUCCAGCAACAAACGACUGGAUUCCAGCUGCUUCGGAUGCGGCUUAUUUUGGUUCAGACAAGCCUAACAGGAGUGACCAUUGAAUUUGAAGAACCAGCUGUAUUGUUUAGUUGUCCUUGUCACUUUUCACGUGUUCCUAAAUUGUAAUGUUGAGAAUAAUUUCAGAACAAAUAUUAUGCCAUUCCUGCGUAAAUUAUUAGUUAUUUGAAAUUAGGAUUUCACCA
Messenger RNA from Durio zibethinus, 818 nucleotides. RefSeq lists its product as uncharacterized. Lineage: Eukaryota; Viridiplantae; Streptophyta; Magnoliopsida; Malvales; Malvaceae. The record is from RefSeq and is a predicted model, not a curated record.